This is a messenger RNA of Mollisia scopiformis, 2209 nucleotides long. Its product is annotated as methylenetetrahydrofolate reduct. The transcript has 2 exons. The coding region runs from base 1 to 1755 and encodes 584 amino acids. Gene Ontology annotation, molecular function: methylenetetrahydrofolate reductase [NAD(P)H] activity; FAD binding. NCBI's taxonomy places the organism in Eukaryota, Fungi, Ascomycota, Leotiomycetes, Helotiales, Mollisiaceae. The record is from RefSeq and is a predicted model, not a curated record. Gene Ontology annotation, cellular component: cytosol. Gene Ontology annotation, biological process: tetrahydrofolate interconversion.
AUGCAUAUCAAGGACAUACUAGCUGGCUCUGAGCAGUCCGGCCAGCCAACCUUCUCGUUCGAGUUCUUUCCUCCCAAGACAGCUCAGGGUGUACAAAAUUUAUACGACCGUAUGGACCGCAUGCAUGCAUUCGGCCCUAGCUUCAUUGAUAUUACCUGGGGCGCCGGAGGACGACUAGCAGAGCUCACUUGUGAGAUGGUAGGUGUAGCUCAGACAACAUAUGGCCUCGAAACUUCUAUGCAUCUUACAUGUACCGAUAUGGGCGAGGACAAGGUCAAUGAGGCACUCAACAACGCACGCAACGCUGGGUGUACCAAUAUUCUGGCCCUUCGUGGAGAUCCACCUCGAGAGAAAGAGAAAUGGGAAGCCACUGAAGGUGGAUUUCAAUAUGCAAAGGAUCUGGUCAAGCACAUUCGAGCGAAAUAUGGAGAUCACUUCGACAUAGGCGUUGCAGGCUAUCCCGAGGGAAGCGAUGAUCAAAAGGACGAAGCGAUUCUUCUAGAGCAUUUGAAGGAGAAGGUUGAUGCGGGUGCUACGUUCAUUGUUACCCAGAUGUUCUACGAUGCCGACAAUUUCCUUCGAUGGGUCUCAGAGGUCAGAGCCAAAGGCAUUACUGUUCCAAUCGUUCCGGGAAUCAUGCCAAUCAAUACUUAUUCAAGUUUCCUACGACGAGCAAAUCAUAUGGGCUGCAAGAUCCCACCAGAAUGGAGUGCGGCUUUGGAAGAGGUCAAGAACGACGAUGCCGCGGUUCGAAGCAUUGGCACUGGUCUUGUAGCGGAAAUGUGUCGCAAGAUUUUGGCAGGCGGGAUUCACCACUUGCAUUUCUAUACGAUGAACUUGGCGCAAGCUACUCGUAUGGUCUUGGAGCAACUGGAUCUACUGCCAUCCGUGCACCGACCUCUCACUCAACCUUUGCCGUGGAGACAAUCGCUGGGACUCGGACGCCGCGACGAGGACGUGCGCCCAAUCUUCUGGAAAAAUCGCAACAAGUCAUACGUUGCGAGAACUCAAGAUUGGGACGAAUUCCCCAAUGGUCGGUGGGGUGAUGCGAGAUCACCUGCCUUUGGAGAACUUGAUGCCUAUGACAUCGGGCUCAAAGGCACCAACGAGCAAAAUCGCAAGCUUUGGGGAGAACCGAAGACCAUCAAGGAUAUUGCCAACGUCUUCGUGAAGUACCUAGAAAAUGGUGUCGAAAGUCUUCCCUGGAGUGAAGCGCCAAUCACGAACGAGGCAGAUAUCAUCAAGGCAGAUCUAAUCAGUCUCAACCAGCGUGGAUUCCUUACCAUCAACUCCCAGCCAGCAGUCGAUGGUGUAAAGUCGAGCGAUCCAGUCUAUGGUUGGGGGCCACGUAAUGGAUAUGUAUAUCAAAAGGCUUACCUGGAACUCCUUGUUCCUCCCAAUUUGAUUGGCGAAUUGAUCGCUCGUAUCGAACGUGAUCCUGAAUUGACCUAUUAUGCAGUCAGCAAAGCGAGCCCCCUAAAGACCAAUUCUGCAGAUGGGCCCAAUGCUGUGACUUGGGGUGUAUUCCCUUGCAAGGAGAUUGUUCAGCCAACUAUCGUUGAGCGUAUAAGCUUCCUAGCAUGGAAGGAUGAAGCUUUCCGUCUGGGUACGGAUUGGGCACGCUGUCACUCGUCUCUGAGUCCAAGUCGCCAUCUGAUUGAGAACAUGAUGGAGACUUGGUUCCUCGUGAAUAUAGGUAAUAGCUUUCUUCUAUUUUAUGUUGGCAUGAACUUGGCGCUAACGAUCCAACCAUAAGUCCACAACGACUUCCAUCAAAGCCAUGGACUCUUUCCUUUGUUCGAUGGGCUCCAAGUCAAUGACUUGAACAAGGAAUUCGAAGUCAUUGCUGUAAAUGGUCAUUCCCAGACCAACGGCGAUCACGAGAAAUCCAACGACAUCAAAAACACACGUCUCACAAAUGGCGCGUGAUGCGUGGGGAUUUCCUUACGACUUAAUGAUUCAACAUGCAAGUGGAUGAUGAGGACAUUUUCAUAUGGACUAUUUGCAUUGCAUUAUAGCGCGGUGUUUGGGGCAAAACUUCAACAAAUUUGGCGUUUAAGCUGAAGAUCUCAACGAUCUCGAUUGGUGGAAAAGCAAAUAAGUUUUGCAUGGUCACAACGGAGUUAUCAUUCUGCAAUAGAGGCCAGAGUAGGGCAGAUAUGCCUUCAACGGCUUUACAUAGUCAACGAAAAGACUGAGAGUUCUUCGC